AUGUGCGGAGAAUACGUCGGCACUGUUCUCUUCCUCUGGUUCGCUUUGUCCGGUACCCAGGUCGCCAACAGCAUUCCAUCAACGGGUGGUCAAACCGUUGCUGAAGCAGGCUCGAACCCGCAGCAGCUGCAGUACAUUGCUCUCUGCUUUGGCUUUUCCCUGGCUGUGAACGCUUGGGUUUUCUUCCGCAUUUCUGGUGGCCUUUUCAACCCUGCUGUCACGCUUGGAAUGUGCUUGAUUGGCGCGCUGCCGUGGAUCCGUGGAUGUCUAUUAUUCUUUGUGCAGAUUCUUGGCGGUAUCACCGCCGCUGCGCUGGUCACUUGCAUGUUCCCUCACGAUGGCAAGAUCAACGUCCGCACCUCUCUUGGUGGUGGUACCUCUGUUGUCCAAGGUCUCUUCAUCGAGAUGUUCUUGACUGCUCAGCUUGUCUUCACCAUCUUCAUGUUGGCAGCUGAGAAGCACAAGGGUACCUUCAUUGCUCCUGUCGGUAUCGGUCUUGCACUCUUCAUCGCCGAGUUGACCGGAGUCUACUUCACUGGUGGGUCUCUCAAUCCUGCACGUUCCUUCGGUCCUGCAGUUGUCAACCACACCUUCAACGGCUACCACUGGAUCUAUUGGCUCGGACCCAUCCUCGGUGCCAUCGUCGCGGCCGGUUUCUACAAGUUCAUCAAGAUCCUCGAAUACGAGACUGCCAACCCCGGUCAAGACAACGAUCAUGCCGCCAAUGUGGAGAGGAGGAAGAACCUGCUCCUCGCCGCCGGUAUUAACGAGUACGAUGCUCACAAAGUCGCCCAUGAGCUUACUGAGAAAACUGCUGUUGCCCAAGCCGGCGGCCCCAACGGCACACUCGUCGCGAACGGCCAAGGCCGCCACGAACAACCUGUCGACGUUCAAGGCAUGUACGGCACCCAAUUCCGCCGUCCCUCGACCUUAUCGUCGGUCCAUAGCAAGCGCACCUCGGACAAGUCAGACGCGACAUUCCCCUCGCCCCAGCGUCCACAAGCCACUACCACAGGAAGCCAGAUCGGAAGGUUCAGCUACCUCGGUGAACGCGGUGUGGCGUCAGGCAACCCUGCGCAUGUCAAUGCUCUUGCAGCGGAGACGAGGAUGGAUAGCCCCGCCAUGACGACAAAUGAUCAGCUCUAUGCUCCGCUUGCGCAUGGUGCUGAUGUGCCUCUUGGUGGAUCGGUGCACCCUGAGUAUCAGGGUGAGCCUAGGCAGCGGUUUGGCAGGACGCCCUCGAGCUAUGCUUGA
Molecule: messenger RNA, 1254 nt
Organism: Macroventuria anomochaeta
Lineage: Eukaryota; Fungi; Ascomycota; Dothideomycetes; Pleosporales; Didymellaceae
Product: aquaporin
Exons: 2
Coding region: 1-1254 (417 amino acids)
Biological process (GO): transmembrane transport
Cellular component (GO): plasma membrane
Molecular function (GO): water channel activity
Source: RefSeq, a predicted model, not a curated record